AUGGUUUGUGGAUUAUGCAACUGUUGGUACCGUAUUUGGUUGGCAUGGGAUGAUAGCUUAAUUGAUGUUGAUGUGCUAUCGUCGGGAUCUCAAUUUAUCCAUGCUCGUAUUACAUUUAGAGCCUUGCAUAAUCCUGUUAUCAUUACUAUUAUUUAUGGUGCUAAUGAGGUGGCUGCUAGGAGGGAUCUUUGGGGUACCUUGGAGGCUUUAGCUCUAAAUUGUGUUGAUAGCCCAUGGAUGGUUGGAGGGGAUUUCGAUGCAGUUAGAGAUCUUAGUGAAGUUUGUGGUACAUCGGGCGAUAUAAGGAUGGCGAUGGAGGAAUUCAAUUCCUGUAUUCAGAAUAGUGGACUCUUACCAUUGCCUAUGCAGGGUGAAUGGUUUACUUGGCAUAACUACAGUGCUAGCCCGUGUAACCUUUGGAAGCGGUUGGAUAGGAUCCUCACGAAUGACAUUUGGAUGUUGAGAUAUCCGACGCUGUCCUAUACAUGCCUCACCCCCCGUACGUCUGAUCAUUCGCCCUUGAUUUGGCAGCAUGAGAUAGUUGGUAUACCUAUGUAUGCGGUCACUCGAAAGUUGAAAGCCUUGAAACCUAUUUUCCGUGAACUAAGAAGGGAGAAAGGGAACCUUUCGCAUAACGUCCAGCUUGCAAAAGGAUUUCUUGACAUGGUGCAAAAUCUGAGGGCAAAGAUGCAGUGGAUGAAGGAAGGAGACCAGUGUACACGUGUAUUCUUUCGCAAGAUUGCACAUCGACGUGCAGUAAAGAGGGUGUUACAGAUUAACGAUGGUUAUGGGGUCACCCAGACCAAUCCUGAUGCAGACGAAGCCUCGCCGCUUAUCAAGUCUUUCACGGCUGAGGAUGUGAAACUUGCAAUGUUUGAUAUAGUAGAAGACAAAGCUCGAGGACCAGAUGGCUAUUCGUCGGGGUUUUUUAAAACUGCAUGGACAGUCAUGGGUGAUGAAGUCACUAGAGCUGUCUUGAAUUUCUUUGCUAAGGGGAAACUUUUAAAGCAAGUCAAUUGUACGCUCUUGGCGGUUAUUCCCAAGGUACACUCCCCUAUUACUGUAGCUGACUUUCAUCCCAUUUCUUGUUGCAAUGUGAUUUAUAAGGUUAUUGCUAAGCUACUGGUCCAAUAUUUGAGUGUGGUCUUGGGCAAGCUUGUUAGUCCUUGUCAGGCGGCUUUCAUACCUGGCAGGAGUAUUGGGGAUAAUAUCAUGAUGGCACAAGAGUUAUUCACUGGAUAUAAUCAGAAGAGAUUACCUCCACGGUGUGCCUUGAAAGUGGACAUAUGUAAAGCAUAUGAUACUGUGGAGUGA
Messenger RNA from Sesamum indicum (sesame), 1314 nucleotides. RefSeq lists its product as uncharacterized. The record is from RefSeq and is a predicted model, not a curated record. NCBI's taxonomy places the organism in Eukaryota, Viridiplantae, Streptophyta, Magnoliopsida, Lamiales, Pedaliaceae.